UGAGCAUCUCGAGCAUCAUCAACAACUUUCUAUUGAUCGAUGAAGUCUAAAGUACAGACGAGCUUUAGACAGAAUGCGUCAUCGAUUGGGCGAUGGGGAAGAUCGGCAACGAACCCGGUAACCAUACCCGGCAGUACGGCCAGCGGUACGGCUGAGGGGUACAGCUACACGCUGACCGGUAGUCCUAGUCCUCCACACAGUCCUCCCAUCAAUAUGCCACCACCAAUACCGCCUCGACCUGUGAUACGACAGUCCAGCUUUACCAAGAUAGGGUACAUGAUCAAUACGGCAGUGAACGGAACUAAAAAGCAAUUCAGCAGCGGCAGUAGCAGCAACAGCAGCAGUAGUAACAGUGGUAAUGGCGAAACAUCGUGGUGCUUUUCACAGAUAAAGGGUGCCCUGGAUGAUGAUGUUACCGAGGCCGACAUCAUUUCCUGUGUCGAGUUUAAUCACGAUGGUGAACUUUUGGCCACCGGUGAUAAAGGGGGAAGGGUUGUUAUAUUUCAGAGAGACCCCUCUUCGAAGGCAUCAACACCGCGGCGGGGUGAAUACAACGUGUACUCCACCUUUCAAUCGCACGAACCAGAGUUCGAUUACCUAAAGUCGCUCGAGAUCGAGGAGAAGAUUAACAAAAUCAGAUGGCUGAAGCGAAAGAAUCAGUCGCAUUUUCUGCUUUCGACCAACGACAAAACGAUCAAGCUGUGGAAGGUGUCCGAGCGCGAUAAGCGCGUCGAAGGAUACAAUACGCGGGAGGACAAUGGUAGCAUUCGCGAUCCGGCCUCUAUCAAUGCGCUGCGCGUGCCGUCGAUCAAACCGAUGGAUCUGAUGGUGGAAGCGUCCCCGCGUCGUAUCUUCGCGAAUGCACACACCUACCACAUUAACUCGAUCUCGGUGAACUCUGAUCAGGAAACGUACCUGUCGGCGGACGAUCUGCGGAUCAACCUGUGGCAUCUAGAAAUUACGGACCAGAGCUUCAACAUCGUCGACAUCAAGCCGGCAAAUAUGGAGGAACUGACGGAGGUGAUCACCGCAGCCGAGUUCCAUCCGACCGAGUGCAACGUGUUCGUUUACUCGAGCAGCAAGGGUACAAUUAGGCUAUGUGAUAUGCGCUCUUCGGCGUUAUGCGACCGGCACGCGAAGCUGUUCGAGGAGCCGGAGGAUGUGGACACAACGAACAAAAGUUUUUUCCGCGAAAUAAUCAGCUCGAUUAGCGAUGUGAAACUGAGCAACUCGGGUCGCUACAUGAUCUCGCGGGACUAUCUGAGUAUUAAGGUGUGGGAUUUGCACAUGGAAACGAGACCUAUCGAAACGUAUCCGGUUCAUGAAUACCUCCGCACGAAGCUGUGCUCGCUGUACGAAAAUGAUUGUAUCUUCGACAAGUUCGAAUGUUGCUGGAAUGGCAACGAUUCGGCAAUUAUGACCGGCAGCUACAACAACUUCUUCCGCAUCUUUGAUCGCAACACGAACAAGGACGUCACACUGGAAGCAUCACGCGACAUCAUCAAACCGAAGACGGUGUUGAAACCGCGCAAAGUGUGCACCGGCGGUAAGCGGAAAAAGGACGAAAUCAGUGUUGACUGUUUGGCCUUCAAUAAGCGGAUCCUGCACACUGCUUGGCAUCCGCUCGAAAACAUCAUCGCCGUGGCCGCCACCAAUAAUUUAUUCAUAUUUCAGGAUAAGUUUUAGCCAAUAGUAAUAGUAGUAGUGAGGAUAAUUAUAUAUUAUUCUAAUUGUAAUGAUGAUGAUUAUAAUUAUUAUUAUUACUGAGUUACGUUUCCUUGGGCG
Messenger RNA from Anopheles maculipalpis, 1785 nucleotides. RefSeq names its product protein phosphatase PP2A 55 kDa regulatory subunit (gene tws). Gene Ontology annotation, cellular component: cytosol; protein phosphatase type 2A complex. The record is from RefSeq and is a predicted model, not a curated record. Gene Ontology annotation, biological process: peptidyl-serine dephosphorylation. Lineage: Eukaryota; Metazoa; Arthropoda; Insecta; Diptera; Culicidae. The transcript has 5 exons. Gene Ontology annotation, molecular function: protein binding; protein phosphatase regulator activity. The coding region runs from base 40 to 1686 and encodes 548 amino acids.